AUGUCUGAAAUUUGUGAAGAUUGCAAUCAACCUCAACCAGCUAGUACAUCCACGAUGGCCCAUUCUCCUUCUCCACCACUUUUACCUAAUAACGAUGAACCCACAACUUCGACGUCAAUCUCAACGUCGAGUAAUAGUGCUGGUACUAGUUCAUCACACUCAAUAGAGAAGAUGAAAUUACCUGUACCUGUAGAUCCACCUUCUAAAGCUGCUCAUGCUACUGAAAUGACCAUGACCGGACCGCCCACUCCUCAGCUCAAAGCGCAAGCUGAUGCUCACGCGGAUCCUCAAGGUGAAGCUCAAGCUCAAGCUCAGACUCAGACUCAGACUCAGAAUCAGACUCAGAGCCAAAAUCAUAGUGGAGAAAAGGAGAUGAUUGAGAACGAAAUCAAAGCUCCUAUACUGGAGAAUAUCAAACCUAAAAUCGUCAUUGAAUUUUGUGAUAGGUGUAGAUGGGCACCGAGAGCGACUUGGAUCCAAACUGAAUUAUUCCUUACUUUCCCUAAUCCAUUGAUCCAGUCAAUAACACUCGUACCGCUCAACGCACCUGAAACAGGUGGUAGAUUCAGAGUAUGGGUAGAUAUAGGUAUUGGGAAAGGAGAUGAAUUAGUCUGGGAUAGAAAGACAGAAGGUGGUUUCCCAGAAUUGAAAAUACUCAAACAGAGAAUACGGAAUUUGAUUCAACCAGAAAUGGGUUUAGGUCAUUCUGACGUUCAUGGGAAGAAUGAUAAAAUACCUCAAGAAACAGGUCUUGCGAAUUGA
Messenger RNA from Kwoniella shivajii, 762 nucleotides. RefSeq lists its product as uncharacterized. The coding region runs from base 1 to 762 and encodes 253 amino acids. The record is from RefSeq and is a predicted model, not a curated record. The transcript is spliced from 3 exons. Lineage: Eukaryota; Fungi; Basidiomycota; Tremellomycetes; Tremellales; Cryptococcaceae.